This is a messenger RNA of Camelina sativa (false flax), 969 nucleotides long. NCBI's taxonomy places the organism in Eukaryota, Viridiplantae, Streptophyta, Magnoliopsida, Brassicales, Brassicaceae. The record is from RefSeq and is a predicted model, not a curated record.
GAGCAAAGGAUAAACAUAAAAUACCUUGGGUAUCAUGGAGUAAGAUGACCAGGCUAAAGCAAUAUGAAGGAAUGGGCUUUAAGGACCUUCAUCAGUUCAAUAUUGCUUUAUUGGCGAAACAGGUUUGGAGAAUGAUCAAAGAGCCGCAGUCUCUCCUUACACGAGUCCUCCAAGCAAAGUAUUUCUCCAAAUCUCAACUGAUAGAUGCAAGCUUAGGUCAUCGUCCUAGUCACGCAUGGAGAAGCAUUCAUCAAAGCAUACAACUCAUUAAGCAAGGACUAAGCUGGAGAAUAGGGGACAGUAAUACUGUUAGGAUAUGGAGUGAUAAUUGGAUUGACAAUCCUCCACGUCCAGCAAGAAUGGCACACCAAAACCAACAAGGCCUUAAAUCUCCGAAGGUGACAGAUCUAAUGAUACCCUCUACAUCGCAGUGGAGCUCAGAGAGAGUUCAAGAGUUAGUACACCCAGAAGACAUCAAACACAUACGAAGGAUCAGACCUCACAUCAUUAAGAUGGAUCAUGGCUCAACAAUCAAAGCAAUGCUGGAAUAGGAUGGACACUGCACAAUGAGCAAGGUGACUGUAUCUUGAAGGGAUCUUUAUCAAUUGAGCCCACCAGUUCAGCUCUUGAGGCAGAGGCCUUUGCACUCAGGGAAGCUAUCUUCCAGACUAAGCGUCUUGGUUAUUAUCCGGUUACCUUCUGUGGAGAUUCAAGGAUUAUAUAUACUUACUUAGAAAAGGUUCAGAAAAGAGAAUGUUCAUUUGAACAUGUUGCUGAAGUUCAAGGGUGCUUGGAGGACAUACUCGCUUUGAGUAAUAGUCUCUAUAAAUUUAAAUUUGUUGAUAAAAAUAACAAUGUUUUAGCUCAUGCACUAGCAAAGGAGGCUAGAAUUAAGAAUUCUCCUUUAAUCAUCUCUUGGGUUUGUAAUAUAUGAUCAAACAAUGUACUCAUACUUUUAUGAUAGAAUGU